This is a messenger RNA of Gastrolobium bilobum, 2015 nucleotides long. Its product is annotated as sodium transporter HKT1-like. Bases 1 to 1575 code for a protein of 524 amino acids. The record is from RefSeq and is a predicted model, not a curated record. NCBI's taxonomy places the organism in Eukaryota, Viridiplantae, Streptophyta, Magnoliopsida, Fabales, Fabaceae. The transcript is spliced from 3 exons. Gene Ontology annotation, cellular component: plasma membrane. Gene Ontology annotation, molecular function: sodium ion transmembrane transporter activity. Gene Ontology annotation, biological process: transmembrane transport; monoatomic cation transport.
AUGAACUUUGCCUACUUUGGUAGAAAGCUUGAGCAUCUUCAUACUUUUUUCCUCAAUCACUACAACUUCCGUGGAUUCUUGUCUCGUCUUCACUCCUUCCAUUUCAACUCCUUCUUCAUUCAACUUUUUUAUUUCGUUAUCCUUUCUCUCUUUGGUUACCUUGGUCUCAAGUUCUUUAAGCCUAGAACUCCUGUUAGGCUCAAUGACUUGGAUCUCCUUUACACCUCUGUUUCUGCUUCCACAGUUUCUAGCAUGGCAGCCUUAGAAAUGGAGGUGUUCUCCAAUUCUCAACUCAUUCUCUUGACCCUUCUUAUGUUAUUUGGUGGUGAAGUUUUUACUUCCAUGCUCGAACUUGUAUUUCAUAAGUUCGAUUUCACCGAAAAUCAGAGUGUCAAAAACAGAGUGUCAAUUAAUAAUGCAAAUCAAAUUGAGCUUGGUUUAGUUCCUAUUCGUCAGUCAGAAAAUCACAAACGGAGUGAUAGUAAUAAUAAUGUUCCAAAUGGCACAGUUGCAUCCUUCAACGAUACAAAUAGGCUUCUUAGGUAUAACUCUCGUAGGUAUCUAAAAUAUGUAGUUUUAGUUUACCUUAUGGUGGUUCAUUUUCUUGGUUCGAGUUUGGUCUCUUUGUACCUAAGCUUUAUACCGAGCGCGAGAAUGGUACUGAAAAACAAAGGCAUCAAAAUACCAACAUUUUCUUUCUUUACCGUAGUUUCCACUUUUGCCAAUUGCGGUUUUAUCCCUACCAAUGAGAACAUGAUAGUUUUCAAGAAGAAUUCAGGCCUCCUACUACUUAUUCUCCCACAUAUCUUUCUUGGUAACACCCUCUACCCUCCAUGUUUGAUGCUUGUGAUAAAGGUUCUGAAAAAAGUUACAAGAAGAGAGGAAUUCUCGUACAUGCUGAAGAAUUCCAAAGAGAUAGGUUAUGACCAUUUGCUCUCAGCUUUUCAUUGUUGGCAUCUGGUUGCUACUGUCUUGGGGUUCAAUCUGAUACAAUUUGUAACGUUCUGCUCUAUGGAGUGGAACUCCAAAAAUAUGGAGGGUCUUGAUCUCUAUCAGAAACUGGUUGCAUCUUUGUUUCAAGUUACAAACGUGAGACAUGCUGGUGAAUCUGUUUUCGAUCUCUCCACCAUGUCUUCAGCCAUAUUGGUGCUCUUCGUAGUCAUGAUGUACCUCCCACCAUACACUACUCUUUUACCUAUAACCGACCACGAAAAUGAAGCCAAGAGAGACAAAAAAAGCCUGACGGAUUGUCUUGUAUUCUCUCAACUCUCAUGUUUGGUUAUAUUCAUUAUUAUGAUAUGCAUCACUGAGAACAAAAGCAUAAGAGACGAUCCACUCAAUUUUAAUGUGCUCAACAUCACCGUAGAAGUGAUCAGUGCGUAUGGGAAUGUUGGGUUAACAACGGGAUGCAGUUGUGCAAGGCAAUUGAAACCCAAUGGCAAGUGUAAAGAUGCAUGGGUUGGAUUUUCGGGCAGGUGGAGUAUCAAGGGCAAGUUCAUCCUUAUUUUGGCCAUGUUGUUUGGGAGGCUAAAGAAAUUCAACAUGAAAGGUGGCAAAGCCUGGCACCUAUACUAGCAUAUAUACCAAACACUGUUAACGAGCUAGCACCCUGCACCAACAUGAAUACUACACAUCAAAGUGUGUUCUCUUGUAGCUGCAUGUAUAUGUUUUAUGGGUAUAAUAAACUAGUUUUAGAACUUUCAGACUUAAUAAUUUGUGGAAGAUAUUGAUGGAGAGAUCACAAACAUCUACGUACUUUCCAAACUUGAGGUGGAGAAUCAACCUUCGCAAGUUAGUGGGAAAUUUUAGCACCCCUUAAUUUCCUUUUAUAGUCAGUAAGUUGUUAUAAGUGUGUUAGUAUAUAUGGCUAAUUAAGCUCAAUGGUAGUAUAGCCUCCUACCAUAUUGACUUGUAUUAGUCAAGUUAAUGAAUCAAAUCAGGUAUCGUUUUUCAUCCAAUUCCCUCUCUUAAUAAUAGGUGAUAAGUUUCAACUUUAAAUUUCCUCUUAUCACUUG